Dibothriocephalus latus is the source of this 204-nucleotide messenger RNA. The record is from the annotation of a GenBank genome assembly. NCBI's taxonomy places the organism in Eukaryota, Metazoa, Platyhelminthes, Cestoda, Diphyllobothriidea, Diphyllobothriidae.
AUGCCGAAAGGGGUGGAUCUCGUCGGCCAAUUGAUUCCCAAGGUCUUUGAAGGUUACCUUUCCACGCCGAUCGCCGCGCUUCAAGGUGCAGCUGCCAAGGAUCUCAAACUUUCUCUCCUCGUAUCGGCUGAAUAUCUAAAUAGAUCUCUGGUUUUUUUUGACGCCUACAGUAUUCGAAACUUUCAGGCGCUGCCUUUGAAUUAG